Danio rerio (zebrafish) is the source of this 2069-nucleotide messenger RNA. RefSeq names its product RAB guanine nucleotide exchange factor (GEF) 1, like (gene rabgef1l). The record is from RefSeq and is marked provisional. NCBI's taxonomy places the organism in Eukaryota, Metazoa, Chordata, Actinopteri, Cypriniformes, Danionidae. Gene Ontology annotation, molecular function: guanyl-nucleotide exchange factor activity; DNA binding; zinc ion binding. Gene Ontology annotation, biological process: vesicle-mediated transport.
ACUAUCAAUGACGAGCAGAAAUCGGUUAUUCGGGAUAUAUUAAGGUCUCUGUGGUGUGUGACAUAUAUCUAGCCAGGUCUGUGUUCAGUAUUCACAUCUGUUCAACACGUCUGACAGGAUGGACUCUCAGGUGGCGCGCAGCGGCAUCAGCGUCCAGCAGUCUGACCUCAUGUGUAAGAGAGGAUGCGGUUUCUAUGGGAACGCCGUCUGGCAGGGCCUGUGCUCGAAAUGCUGGCGAGAGGAGAACCAGUGCACCAGAUCCAAGCAGAUACAGGAGGACCGAGCACUAGCCGAGAGGUUACAGCGAGAGGAGGAAGCGGCGUAUGCUAGCAGCAGUGAGGGGGCUCGCUCUCAGCCCGCAUCCUCCAAAACAAACAGUGUGCCCAUGGUCAAGAGGCUCUUCACCUCUGCUCCCAAAACACCUGGAAGGAGAGAUGCAGGAUCUUCAAAGACGCCGGUGAGCCAGAGCUCGUCCCAGAGCCGGCAGCCCAGCGCAGAAUGUGACCGCAUUACACAGCACUUCAUCGACUUCCUCAAACCCUUCCAGAGACCCGGAUAUGACAUUUUCAAGCAGUGCCAUGCCUUUGCUGAAAACAUUGCACACAAAAAGGUUGUUGGCUGUGAAGAUCUCUCAGACUCUGUGCAGGACUUUUAUCAGAGCAUGUCUGAAUACCUGCAGACCAACUUUAAAGGCUCUCCUGAAGUGGUGGAGACCGUGAUGGAGGAGGUGGAGCGGUAUGUGAUGGGUCGUCUGUAUGAGCAGCUCUUCUGUCCUGACCACACUGAUGAUGAGAAGAAAGACCUGACCGUCCAGAAGAGAAUCAGGGCUUUGCACUGGGUGUCCAUUGCGAUGCUGUGUGUUCCUUUAGACGAGCAGAUCCCCAAAGUGUCAGACAGCGUGGAGAGAGCCAUAACAGACCUGAUCAACUUGGACUCCAAAAAGGUUCCUAAGGAGAAGCUGGCGUGUGUCACCAGGUGCAGUAAACACAUCCUGACGGCCAUCCAGGGGAGUAAGAAAGCGGCCGCCUCAGCAGACGACUUUCUGCCUGCGCUGGUCUACAUCAUCCUGAAGGCUAAUCCACCACGAUUACACUCCAACAUCCAGUACAUCACCCGCUACUGCAACCCCAGCCGCCUCAUGAGCGGAGAGGACGGAUACUACUUCACUAAUCUAUGUUGCGCCGUGUCCUUCAUCGAGAAGCUUGAUGCGCAAUCGCUAAACUUGAGUCCUGAAGACUUCGAGCGCUACAUGUCUGGAGCGACGUCUCCAUCCGGCUGCAGCACACAGAAUGGCUUUAGUGCGGCGGUCAGUAGCGCAGACGUCCCGCCGCUGGACCCGAAGAGGAACCAUCACCAGAAAACAGCUCCGGAAACAGACCUCAUCGAAUGGAGGGAUGGCCAGGAGCUCUCAGUGCUGGGUUUACUAGAAGGAGAAACACACACCAACACUGCGAACUUCACCAUCGACUCAGAAAACAUCGGUGGAGAGAGUCUGCCUCCGCCGUUACAGCCGCAGAAAUUCACUGGUUAGCUCAAAUCUCAACCGCACAUAGACUGACAUCGGCUGGAGACUCUUUCUCAGAGGUUAGUGAUGGGCUCACAAACGCUGGGCUCAAUUUAAACAUCUGACAACCAGCAGUCCAGCGUAGUUCCUGCUUCACUUUCAAAAUUGAGUAGAAGAUAAGAGGAGAAUUCAUGUCUGAUUUUAGGACCAUCAAGAUUUUGUUUUGUGCGUGUGUAUGUGUGUGUGUGUGUGUGUGUGUGUGUGUGUGUGUGUGUGUGUGUGAGUGUGAGUGUGUGUGUGUGUGUGGUGUUGUGAAAAGAUUAAUAACUUGACAUUAUGCAAUAUUUAUAUGUCAGAAGAGUUGUUUCAAAUGUCUGUGUGGUGUUGCGAAUCCGUUCAUUAGAAAUCAAAUAUUUGUGGUUUUAAGAUCAUAUUGCGCUGCAAAUAUAUCCCUUUAUUACUUAGAGAUUGUCUCAUUUCUUGUACAAAUAUCUAAAAAGAAUUAAAUCAAGAAGCAUUUUUUACACAAGCAACAAAUAAUGUCAUUUCAAAUAAACAAAAAAAA